UUGCGCGCAUGCUCAGUGGUGGAGCGGGUGGGAUGGGGCGACGAGGGGUACAAGGGAUCCCCGCUCGCCUCACGUGACCGGAGGCCGCUCUUUCCCAGAGAGCAGCUCUUUUCCCAUUUCCGUUUCCGCCUGGCUGGGUUGAGGAGGAAGGGGAGGAAGAAAGGAGGAGGAGAAGGAGAGGCCGCCGCCGUCGCUGCUGUCGCUAACGCCGUCGUCGGGCUCCCUCGCGGCCCCUCAGGAAAAUGUCAGCUGCUGACGAUUUUUCGUUGGCGGAUGCUCUGCCGGAAAGUUCUCCUGCCAAGAACGCCACCGUAGGCAACACAAAACCUGCCCAGCCGCCUAGCCAGCCCCCACAAGCCGCCUGGCCAGCGUCCAAUCCCUGGAACAACGCUCCAAGUGCUCCCCCAGCCGCUCCGUCCGGAUUGCCUCCCAGCACCUCCCCCGCCAACGUGCCUUUUGGACCACCCCCGACGGGAAUGUAUCCUUCCCUGCCCCCCGGAGCCCCCGUUCCUUUUCCGCCUCCUGGAUCGGCUUGCCCUCCUGGGGGGCCCUAUCCACCACCUGGCCCUGCCCCACCCGGGCAGUACCCUCCACCGAAUAUGCCCUUUCCAGAGCUCCCCAGGGCCUAUGGGGGCCCGACAGAGCCGGCCAACCCCCCUGCCGCUGUCGGCCCCUGGGGAUCCAUGUCCGCUGGAGGAUGGGGGCCCACCGUUGGGGGUCAGUAUCCCGCCCCUAGUGUGCCGUAUCCGCCCCCAGGGCCAUAUUCUGCGCCCACCCAAACACCAGGGGCUGCUCCCACCGUGCCAUGGGGUGCUGUCCCUCCCGGACCUUGGGGACCAUCGCCACCAGCCCCAUUUCCACCGCCCGGAGGGUCCUAUCCUGCUCCCGGACUCUACCCGACACCACCUAAUCCGUACCAAGUGCCACCUGCGCCCGCUGGGGCUCCGUCCAUGCCUGGUGGCCCUCAUCCUUACCGUUGAACUUGUGUUGGUGAACUGAUGAAGAUCUCUCGCUCCCCACCCGUUAUUUGCAACAGAUUUUAAAAUUGUUUUUUGGUAAACUUUUGGAGUCAUAAGAAGCACGCCGGCCUGAGGUGUGAAGGAGCACUCUGCAUAAGCUGGACUCUGUUCACAUGCUGAAAUAACCUUUUUGUUUGUCAAUACGAGUUAGGAUAAACAAGUCAACUGCCCCAGUUCUCCCAUCCCUGAUCAAGUCAAGCUCCUCUCUAGGAAUAAGCGGGCACUGCCCCAGAGAGUAAGGACAACUCCAAAGUAGGCUGGAGGUUUGGUUGACAUGCUGUGACUGCUUUUCAAAUCCUGGACUUGGCGUCCUCACUAGCCUGAGAGUCCAUGCCUUGUGUCUGUGUGUUCUGGUUAUUUGAGUCAUUUCAGAAAACUCUGUGUAUUCUGGGGAGGUUCUUAAAGAAACAGGAUUCCCACACUACAGUUACUCAAUAAACAGAUGGGAAGCAAAAGGCGUUAAUCUGGAGGCCAUUCUCAAGAUUAAACUCGCUUUCUCCCGAUCUUGGGAGAAUUUUGCAGAAUGAGAAUUGAACGCUUGAUGCUUAGUUUCUUGCUCACAACCUCGCACG
This is a messenger RNA of Pogona vitticeps (central bearded dragon), 1591 nucleotides long. It is a transcript of the gene MAPK1IP1L, whose product is annotated as mitogen-activated protein kinase 1 interacting protein 1 like. NCBI's taxonomy places the organism in Eukaryota, Metazoa, Chordata, Lepidosauria, Squamata, Agamidae. The record is from RefSeq and is a predicted model, not a curated record.